GAAUGCAAGUGACAUUAAAUUAAUCAUGGUGGUUCUCUAAAAAUUUUCUCAACACAUUCUUUCAAAAAAUCCGAAAAACUAGAAAUAAUUGUAAUUGUAAUUCAAAAAUGGGUAGCUACGCCAAAGCCACCAUGACUGGCUUCAUCUGCAGACUUUGUUCGGAAUACAAAAAGAGUGUUAUACAUUUUUACAGUGCGAAAGCUCAAGAACUAGAACUCCUUAAGAAACUCACCCUGUUACCAAUUACGAUAGAUAAAUACGAUAACUUGCCUAAAACAAUUUGUCAAGAUUGCAUAGAAAAGUUAAACCUACAGUACAGAUUAGUCGAUAGAAUACGUAAAAGUUUUGAAAUACAGCAAAGGCAUCGACUAUUUCAUAGUAAUGGAAGAUGUCCACUCGAAUGCCCACUUUAUGGUACUAACAGUUUCGACACAUCGGAUACUCCUUUACAACAACCGGAAUGAAAGUUUAUGUUAAUUUUUAAUUUUAAAUAGUGCAUUUGUAAUAAGUAUACACAAUAUACAUUAAAAAACCUU
This is a messenger RNA of Photinus pyralis (common eastern firefly), 536 nucleotides long. RefSeq lists its product as uncharacterized. NCBI's taxonomy places the organism in Eukaryota, Metazoa, Arthropoda, Insecta, Coleoptera, Lampyridae. The coding region runs from base 108 to 464 and encodes 118 amino acids. The record is from RefSeq and is a predicted model, not a curated record. Gene Ontology annotation, molecular function: zinc ion binding. Gene Ontology annotation, cellular component: nucleus. The transcript is spliced from 3 exons.